Messenger RNA from Penicillium angulare, 1107 nucleotides. RefSeq lists its product as uncharacterized. The transcript has a single exon. Bases 1 to 1107 code for a protein of 368 amino acids. The record is from RefSeq and is a predicted model, not a curated record. Lineage: Eukaryota; Fungi; Ascomycota; Eurotiomycetes; Eurotiales; Aspergillaceae.
AUGUGGGGCGUUAAGCUUGAUUUCGACACGGUCGUCUACGCUCUCUACGGUAUUCAACUCCACAGCGAAUAUCCCGAUGAAAAGGAAUCCUCCCUCAUCAAGCAAUUUGACAGCUUGAUGCAAGACUUUCCCACAUAUUUAGAUCGUCUUAUUCAAGACGGGGGUGCAUCACCCAACCCCGGCCGAACACAAGUCUGGCUCGUCCAUUGGUCUACACGACAAGCCUAUGAAGCCUGGUGGACAAGACCCGAUGUUACAGCAUUCUGGACUUCGCUGCCCGAUGAUGCCGGCAUGUGGCGUGAGAUCAUCUCCCCUCAUAGCAGUCGUACUCAGCAUGGCACCAACCAUGCACCGGGACCUAUUGGCCUUGGCUAUCUAGGUGCACGUGUCUCCAUCGCAGACAAAUCCGGAUACUGGGGCUGCUACUAUCAUCGCAUGUCGGCAUCUACCACAGGUAGAGAAAUUCUCAAGACAUCAUUAGACCGACCGCUCAGCCGCUCCGAGGGAAUCCGAAUGUCGAAAGUCGACUCAAUAUCCUCGUUAGCAUCCUCGUCACCGCCGGUGCGAGAUAGAGCAAUCCGCCACGGCCGUGUCAACAUGCACCAUUUCCCCAACAACCUCUGUUUUGUUGUAGAAGGUCAAGACCACACACAUGUAUCCUCGGAAGAAAGGAUAUACUGGGAGCAGCAUUUCAGUGUGCCAGUAAACCGGUGGAUUACCGAUUUAAUCACCACUGGCCCCCAUGACCCUAAAUCUGGUAUUCUCGAUGCACGACUUUGUUACGAUCCGGUGAGUGGGCCAUUCCACUGCAAUGGGCCGGAAAAUAUACCACAAUUGAAGUACAACCGGAAAGUACAAUUCUUUUAUUUUACUGAUAUGGGGCACAUGUUGAGUAUGGGCAAGCAACAUUCUGAGCAUGUCAAGCUACGGGCGCAAUUUAUGGUGGCGUAUGGCCCUGGUGGUUACUUGCAAGAUAAAGCCAAAAUUUGCUUGUGGGCAGAGACUAGUAUACUGAAGCCGGAUGAAAUAGAGUGUGAGUAUGUAGGUUGUGUCGAGGGAACGGGGCUUAUGGCUUUUGAGGGACUGGAAGAAUUUCAAACAAAGUGA